AUGGCAAAGCCAGUCGCAGGCCACCGUGGUAACUCGACGAGGACGAUCGUCGUCAGCCUAGCCAUCAGCCUUGCUGGGUUUCUGUAUGGCAUCGAUACAGGAAUAAUUGCCUCGACUAUUGCUCAGAAGACCUUCAAAACUUACAUGUAUGGUUCGAGUGCAGAGGAUGCUUCUGUCAGAGCCGGUAUCGUAUCUGGCUAUUAUGCUGGCUACGUUUUCGGUAGCGGCGGCUCGGCUUACACCAUGGAUAAGUUGUCUCGCCGCUGGAGUUUACUCCUCGGUUCGUGUGCAAGUGUUCUUGGUGCUAUACUACAGACUGCCGCUCAAAACCCGGCAAUGAUGAUUGUUGGUCGUGCUUUUUCCGGGUUCUCAACCGGCAUGGUUUACCCAACGGCACCCGUUUACCUUGCUGAGCUGUCCCCUCCGGAGAACCGCGGAUUCCUCGUCGGCCUUAAAGGAUUGAUGAACACACUCGGAUUCUUUGCAGCCGGGUGGAUAGGCUACGCUGGCUCAUUUGCCGUUGUGGCUAUGAAGGAGAGAUAUGACGAGGCCAAAGCCGUUAUGUACUCUCUCCAGGCUCACCGUGGUUCAGAAGUCAUAGAAGCGGAAUUUGCCGAAAUGUGCAGCCAAAUCAGGCUGGAAGCCAACAAGAAGAAGAAGUCCCGGUAUACGACUCUCUUUACUCGCCAAUAUCUGCGCCGUAAUCUUCUAGCUUGCCUAAUCGUCAAUAUGACCAAGCUUUCCGGGUCGAAUAUCAUCCAGAACUACCAGUCCGUCAUGUAUAACUCUCUCGGCUACGAGGGCCGGACCGUACUCCUCAUUGGAGGCCUAUACGGUUUCAUGGCAAUCAUUGGACAGGUUAUCAACGUUUUCUUCGUGGCUGACCAUUGGACUCGACGAACUACUGUCGUAACUGGAAACUAUAUGCUUGCCUUGCUUCUUGCCAUAUUGGCCGCAUUGUCGAAAUACUAUGGUGAAGGAUCCGACAAUCCGGCUGGCGCACGUGCUGGCGUCGCGUUUAUCUUCAUGUUUUCCUUCGCCUACUCCUUCUACUUCAACAGUGUCAACUGGGUCCUAGUGGCAGAAAUCUUUCCUCUCGACCUCCGUGGGGCCGGCGUUGGCUUUGCCGUCUUCACCCAAUCUAUCACGGCAAUCUGGCUGUCGUUUGCGGCAUCCAUCGCCUUUGAUUCCAUUGCUUGGAAGUUCUACUUCGUCUUCAUCGCUUGUAAUGUCUUCGCCGGAACAAUUUACUACUUCUUCCUUCCUGAGACACGACUUCUGUCUCUAGAGGAGGUCGCGGCCAAGUUUGGCGACGAGGUUGUCGUUCCUCCAACAGCUAAGGAGUUGGGGCUGGAGACAUCAGCGCAGAGCCCCGCCGACCCUGACAAGAUCGACAUAUCACCGGACCAUGUUGAGGUCUCGCGGAAGUGA
Molecule: messenger RNA, 1431 nt
Organism: Geosmithia morbida
Lineage: Eukaryota; Fungi; Ascomycota; Sordariomycetes; Hypocreales; Bionectriaceae
Product: putative arabinose efflux permease, MFS family
Exons: 5
Coding region: 1-1431 (476 amino acids)
Biological process (GO): carbohydrate transport; transmembrane transport
Cellular component (GO): membrane
Molecular function (GO): carbohydrate:proton symporter activity
Source: RefSeq, a predicted model, not a curated record